This is a messenger RNA of Microplitis demolitor, 617 nucleotides long. It is a transcript of the gene Pgrp-s2, whose product is annotated as peptidoglycan-recognition protein SC2-like. Gene Ontology annotation, biological process: peptidoglycan catabolic process; innate immune response. The transcript is spliced from 4 exons. Gene Ontology annotation, molecular function: peptidoglycan binding; zinc ion binding; N-acetylmuramoyl-L-alanine amidase activity. Lineage: Eukaryota; Metazoa; Arthropoda; Insecta; Hymenoptera; Braconidae. The record is from RefSeq and is a predicted model, not a curated record. The coding region runs from base 1 to 582 and encodes 193 amino acids.
AUGUUUCGUGUCAUAGAAGUCAUUUUGUUCAAUACCUUGCUUGCUUUUACUGCUGGUCAAUUGACAGUGAAUAUUAUAAGCAGACAAGAAUGGGGUGCGAGAUUACCAAAAGAACCUCCAAUGAACCUGACGAUAAAUCCACCAGCAUUUAUCGUUAUUCAUCAUUCUGGACGAGGUGUAGGAUGUACUACACAAGCUUUAUGUCAAGCUCAAGUCAGGAGUUUUCAGGAUUUCCAUAUAGAUUUUAGAAAAUGGGAUGAUAUUGGUUACAACUUUUUAAUUGGAGAAGAUGGUAAUGUUUAUGAAGGCCGUGGCUGGGGUAUCAAAGGAGCUCAUUUCCCUGCUUACAAUGCACGAAGUUUAGGAAUUUGUUUUAUUGGGAAUUUUGAUAAAAAAAUUCCAGCACCAGCAGCUAUUAACACUGCAAAAAAUUUUCUGGAUUAUGCAGUAACUUUAGGUAAAUUACAAUCAAAUUAUACGUUGAUAGGACACCGACAAGGAAGAUCGACUACUUGUCCGGGUGACAAACUUUUUGAAUUAAUUCAAAGUUGGCCACAAUGGAAAAAUGUUACUACUGACUAACUUUUUUUUCAUUUACAAUAAAAUUUUUUAAAAUG